Molecule: messenger RNA, 1057 nt
Organism: Leptidea sinapis
Lineage: Eukaryota; Metazoa; Arthropoda; Insecta; Lepidoptera; Pieridae
Gene: Mettl2
Product: methyltransferase-like protein
Exons: 4
Coding region: 77-1030 (317 amino acids)
Molecular function (GO): tRNA (cytidine-N3)-methyltransferase activity
Source: RefSeq, a predicted model, not a curated record
GUUUACAUUUCAUAAAAAAAUAUUUUUGUAAUUAUUUCGCUUAUUAAGGUUAAAGGUAUUGAAAAAGAUUAUUUAAAUGGACGAAAAUGAUAAACGACCACAAUUUGGAAAUAGAGUAUUAGAAAAUGUUGAUGAAGUGUUUAAACAUAACGCAUGGGAUAACGUUCAGUGGGAUGAGGAACAAGAAAAGGCCGCUCAGGAGAAAGUCAAACAAAAUUCUGCUGUAACAUUUUCGGAGGAUAUUCUGAAUGAUCUGAGCCACAAUGCUGACAAACAUUGGGAUGCUUUUUAUGAUAUUCAUCAAAAUAGAUUUUUUAAGGACCGACACUGGCUCUUUACCGAGUUCCCCGAGUUAGCCCCAGAUAAUACAACGGCACCUGUAAGGGUAUUUUGUCACGAAAAUACUACCACAACAGAAAGCAAAGCUUAUUACAAUAAAGAUGCAAAUGUCAAAAGAUAUAUCUUCGAAGUUGGUUGUGGUGUCGGCAAUACAAUUUUUCCAAUUUUACAAUAUAGCCAGGACCCGAAUUUAUUUAUAUAUGGAUGUGAUUUCUCUGCAAAAGCAAUUGAAAUAAUGAAAGACAAUGAGAUGUAUGACACUAGGAGAUGUGAAGUAUUUGUUUUGGAUGCUACAAGAGAUUGGACAGUUCCGUUUCCAGAAAACUCUAUUGAUAUAAUUGUACUUAUAUUUGUACUUUCAGCUAUUGAUCCAUCAAAAAUGAAAUUCGUCAUAGAAAAUAUAUACAAAUACCUAAAACCGGGUGGCUUGGUAGUAUUUCGAGACUAUGGAAAAUAUGACUUAGCACAACUUCGCUUCAAACAAGGCAGGUGUAUUUCCGAUAACUUUUAUGCUCGGGGAGAUAAAACAAUGGUGUACUUCUUCACCCAAGAAGAGAUUGGCAGUAUGUUUAAAAGUGCUGGUUUUGUGGAAGAACAGAAUUUAAUUGAUAGAAGAUUACAAGUGAACAGAGGAAAAAUGUUGACAAUGUAUAGAGUCUGGAUACAAGCUAAAUACAGAAAACCCUUAUGAGUAAGAUUAUAUUAUUAUGAAAAUAAA